AUGGCUUCCCAAGACAAUGUGCCAAAGACCCCAUCAAAGAACAUUGAGGAGUUUCUCCAACGCUAUCCUCAAGUCCGCACCGGCACCGCCGCAAAAGCUGAACUAGACAAUCUCCAUGAACAUGGCGACACAUUCUGCGUCAUAAACAAACUCUACGACAACGCAAUCCUGCACAAAGACUAUGACCCAGACUCUCUGAAACUCGUCUUUGCUUUCGCUUACGUCAACGAUGAGCAGGCAAUGGCUAACUAUACAGAAGAUGUUGGAGAGGAUGAUAGUGUCUUGUGCGAUUGUGAAGUCGGGAUGGAGGAAGUUUGUGAGGGCUACGGUGCCGGAUUGUAA
Molecule: messenger RNA, 342 nt
Organism: Fusarium musae
Lineage: Eukaryota; Fungi; Ascomycota; Sordariomycetes; Hypocreales; Nectriaceae
Exons: 2
Coding region: 1-342 (113 amino acids)
Source: RefSeq, a predicted model, not a curated record